AUGCCUUAUCCGUACGAACAUUGGGAACAUGAUUCCUGGGAAGGUCGUGGCUGGGGCCCUCCUUCCCCUCCGCCUCAAGCCCGCUAUUACAAAAACACAUAUCGACACAGUGGUCAUCUCACACCCGAACCACAAUACUCCAACCUUCACCGCUCGCACUCGCAAGGCCACAAUACAGCGCAUCCCACCAACAUCCAUAUUCACAACAAGAUUCCUAUCACCCAAGAGACGACCACUCGUGAGGAGCAGGAGCGUGAGAAGAGAGCCUAUGAAGAUUUUCUCCAUCGCCAACGUGAAAAGGAAGCAGAAGAGGAACGAGCCUACCGUGAAGCCCUUCGGAAGCAAAAGGAAAAGGAAGAAGCCAAAGAGAGGGAAUAUCAAGCUUUCUUACGCGAGCAAAAGGAAAAACAAGAAGCAGAGGACCAAGCAAAGAAGGAGGAACAAGCUCGUAUUGAUUCUGUCAUGAGAGCUCGCCUCGAAAAACUGGGAUACUCACAACAUGAGAUUGAACUCGCGUUGGAUCCUGAAAAGGCGGAAAAGGAAAAGAAGAAAAAGAAGAAGCAUCGAUAUUCGGGCGAUGGCGACAUAAUCAUGGUACCACCCAGUUUGCCUGAUGCAACUCCCAUGAUGUCGGUCGGUUUCGCUCAAGGUAACGGACAUGUGCCUGUCUAUCCUCGCAUCAAUCGCAAGUUCUUGGACAUCGAAACGCUGGAGCAUUACCAUGUGCCGUGGGAAUGGGAUCGUGCAAACUCGGAAUACAUCAUUCUCCUCCGCGAACUUGACAAGUAUGAGACGGACGUCCUCUUUGAACACACCCGUCGCCGUCGUCAAGGUCUAUCUGCUCCUUUGCUUAUUGAAAAGUCCAAGGACAAGGCGCCGAACUUUGCUUGGGUCAGAAGGAAGAGCAAGGACAGAAGCAAGAGUAGAGGUAGGGACAUAAGGGUCACGGAGAUUGUGAGAAGAGGAUAGAUGUCGUUUGAUUAGAUUGAGUAGUACGAGGUCUCGAAAGCUUCUUGGAAAGUGAGGCUCUGGGAUGAAAAUGGCAGAUUGGAACACUCUCGGCAGAAUGACGUGCAGGUGAUAUGCUUGAAAUGUAGAUUACUGCCC
This is a messenger RNA of Aureobasidium pullulans EXF-150, 1107 nucleotides long. RefSeq lists its product as uncharacterized. The record is from RefSeq and is a predicted model, not a curated record. Bases 1 to 969 code for a protein of 322 amino acids. Lineage: Eukaryota; Fungi; Ascomycota; Dothideomycetes; Dothideales; Saccotheciaceae. The transcript has 3 exons.